AAUAGGGGUCGUCGGCAAGAGAAAGUAAUCUUUCUUUAUUUUCUCUCGCUGUGUUCAAUAAAAAGCCCUCUCUUUUGCUUCUCUGUCAACUGUGUAUAACAACGAGGCAGAAUCAGAGGGCUUUUUAUUCAAACAUUCUUCUUUUUCUCUUUGAAUUCGCUCAAAUCACGCCUCCCAUUCCCAGGCAUUGUUGAUUUUGUAUCUGUUUGAGAAGUGUCGUCGUGUUUUUUUCCUUCUCCGGCUGGUGGAUUUGAUUUGAAGAGUCUUUUUUGAUGACGGGGAGUUUAAGGUCAGAUUGCGUUUGAUGUUGACCAUGAAUGUUGGUUUGUGAAGUACUCUGGAACUGGGUUUUUAUUACGCGCCAACAAAAACAACGACAACAAGAUGACGCUUUACAUUGGUCAUGAGGCUUCAAAGCUAUGGAAGAGAAUUUGUGCAGAGACAACCACAGAGAUCAACCUUCUUGCGGAGAAUUGGAAGUACCUUCUUGCUGGUAUAAUUUGUCAGUACAUACACGGUUUGGCUGCCCGGGGAGUUCAUUAUCUGCAUCGGCCAGGGCCAACCCUGCAAGAUGCUGGGUUUUUUCUUCUUCCGGAGCUUGGACAAGACCAUGCCUACAUCAGUGAGACAAUUUUCACCUUCCUCUUUUUAUCGUUUGUCUUGUGGACUUUCCAUCCUUUCAUCUUCAAGAGCAAAAAGAUAUUCACAGUUCUAAUUUGGUGCAGGGUUCUAGCAUUUUUAGUUGCUUGUCAAAGUCUCCGGAUCAUAACAUUUUACUCCACCCAGCUUCCUGGUCCAAAUUAUCACUGCCGUGAGGGAUCUAAACUUGCCAGGCUUCCUCAUCCAGAGAGUGUUGUUGAAGUGCUUUUGAUUAAUUUUCCUCGGGGCAUGAUAUAUGGUUGUGGUGAUUUGAUUUUCUCAUCCCAUAUGAUCUUCACUCUAGUAUUUGUGCUGACAUACCAGAAAUAUGGUACGAAAAGAUGCAUAAAGCAGCUUGGUUGGUUGAUUGCGGUGACCCAAAGCCUGUUAAUUGUCGCGUCCCGCAAGCAUUACACUGUUGAUGUUGUUGUUGCAUGGUAUACUGUUAAUCUAGUGGUAUUUUUUGUAGACAAGAAAUUGACAGAACUGCCUGACCGGACUAGUGCAUCUUUGUUGCUACCACUAAGCACCAAAGACAAGGAUAGUAAGACCAAAGAAGAGAAUCAUAAACUUUUGAAUGGGAAAUCUGUAGACCCUGAGGACUGGAGGCAGAGAACUCAAGUCAAUGGAAAAGUUCUAGAUGAUAGUAAUGGAGUCCAUGCUGAUAAUGCGAUGAAUGGUGAAUAGAUGAUCGGAGCUGCUGUCACUGUUUCAAAUUGUGCAAGGAAUGCCCCUUUUAAGCGCGCCUGGCCACAGAUUCAAUGGCUUAGUUGCUUGUGUGGUCGGCGUAAAUCAAAGAUUGCCGGUAAAUCAGCAGUUCUGCUCAUACUAUCCUAACUAAGAACCAUUCAUCAUCAGCAUCUGUAAUUGAAUUCUCCAGUUAUUUUUGCCCCAAUUUCCUUUCGUGUGAAGAGCUAUAUGUCUUGUGCUGCCGCUGAAAAUCUUCAAACAAUUAUGAAAUUUUUGUAGAGGUUUAGGCUGCUAAGAUUAAGGAACAGAUUUUGUGGUGGAUGAAUGAAAUGAUUUUUUCUUCUGUUCUCUUA
Messenger RNA from Tripterygium wilfordii, 1682 nucleotides. RefSeq names its product phosphatidylinositol:ceramide inositolphosphotransferase 1-like. Gene Ontology annotation, cellular component: Golgi membrane; endoplasmic reticulum membrane; trans-Golgi network. Gene Ontology annotation, biological process: ceramide biosynthetic process. Bases 385 to 1326 code for a protein of 313 amino acids. The record is from RefSeq and is a predicted model, not a curated record. The transcript has 12 exons. Gene Ontology annotation, molecular function: inositol phosphoceramide synthase activity; ceramide cholinephosphotransferase activity; sphingomyelin synthase activity. Lineage: Eukaryota; Viridiplantae; Streptophyta; Magnoliopsida; Celastrales; Celastraceae.